Molecule: messenger RNA, 2217 nt
Organism: Symbiodinium natans
Lineage: Eukaryota; Dinophyceae; Suessiales; Symbiodiniaceae
Source: the annotation of a GenBank genome assembly
AUGGCAAAAGGCACUGCGUGGGGCAAGGCCGGCGGCUACCCGGGCGGCGGGUCCGGAAAAAACCAGCCGAGCCAGGGUGCUUGGUCCAAAGGUCGCGGAGGAGCGGCGGGCGGAGCCUGGGGCAAGGGCGACCAGGACAAGGGCUCCAAGGGCGAGAAGGGCGAGAAGGGCGAGAAGGGCGAGAAGGGCAAGGGCAAGCGCCCAUCACCCUGGAGCUUUGUGCCGCUUUGCUCAGAUGACGAUCCUCUUGGGCUUUGGCAGAUCUCCAACCAGGUGCCAAACGAAUGGGUCGAUCACAGCCAUGGUGGCAAACCUGCGCGGGAGAGGCUUCAUGUGACGUUUGCUCUCCGCAUGAACAAGAUCGAUCACUUAGACCGCCUGGAGCAGGUGUGUGGCAACUCGGCGCCUGUCGAGUUGAAAGUGAAGGAGUUCUUUUUGUCCCACGUUGACCGAAUAAGGGACGCUGAGGUCUACUGCAUAGGAGUAGCCUUUGAGUCGCCUGGACUUCGGGCUCUCAAGGACACCUGGUUGCAGGGAGAGCCUGACGAGGGCUCUCGGCGAAGCCAUGAUCCGUACCCAACUAGCGAUGGGCACGUCUCCUUGGCCUACAUUCAGGCAUCUGCUUGGCAACAGGCCAAGGACUUUGUAGAUGCAAACAGGACCACUUUGGAAGGGCGAAGCUUCAUGGUGGAGUCCAUCGCUUACGAGGACGAGCGGCGGGAGAAGUCUCAUCUCCGCCUCGCUGGAGAAGAAGGUCCACCGGCCAGUGUGCCUUCGCAAGGCAGCAGGACUGCCGGAGCAGCUGCUGCGGCAUCGCUUCUCGAGGUUGAUGGUUCCGUGCUUGAGGGUGGAGGGCAGAUCCUGCGCAAUUCUCUUGGAUAUGCUGCGAUCCUGGGCUAUCCAGUGCGCAUCACAAAGAUUCGGGCUGGCCGGAAGACGCCAGGUCUUGCGGCCCAGCACUUGGAGUCCUUCAAGCUGGUGCGUGACUUGACAUCCGCAUCCUUGCAGGGCGACAAGGUUGGCUCCUGUGAAGUGACCUUCACACCCAAGAAGACGAAGCAGGGCAGCUUCUCCACCAACCCAAAGACCGCUGGUGCCAUCACCCUGACGGUCCAGGCUGGGCUCAUGCCGCUGGCCUUUGCCGGUGGAACCUCUGAGGUGGAGAUGCGAGGGGGGACUGACGUUGAUUUCUCUCCGCCUUUCGACUUCAUGCAGAGAGCACUGAUACCUGUGGUUGGGCGGAUGGGCGUCAAAGUUACGGCCCACUGCCUUCACCGCGGUUUCUUUCCCACCGGAGGUGGCCUCGUGAAUCUCUAUGUUGAUGGCUUGGCAGGAUCCCUGAAGCCCAUUGUGAUAGACAAGAGAGGCCAUGUCACGAAGAUUGAGGCCGUCUGCUAUGCCACUCCACCCAGCGGUUGGUUGGAUGAGGAGGACGUGACGAGGACCGAGGAGGACUUCGAGCCAUGGCUGUUGGAGGAGCUGGCUGACAAAGGAGCUCCAAAACCCAAGGUGCAGGUUCGCUGCGAGGCCGAGCAAAUGCCUGAAGGGCAGAAGGUGUUCAAGGCAUCCUUUGGCAUCCUUGUAGAGAUGUCUGGAGGAGGUGUGUUCCACGCAUCCGGUGGCCCACUCGAUGGACCGAAGGGCCGUGGCUCCCUCUACGAUGUGUGGGGCGCUUGUGCAGAGAAGGCGCUGGUGCCACUGAAAGCGCAGCUGAAAACUGGGGCAGCUCUGGACGAACACCUGCUGGACCAGCUGAUCCUCCCUGCUAGCCUAGCAGCAGGAAGCUCGCGACUGUUAGGCUCCAAGGAGCUGACUCUGCAUGCACAGACGGCUCUGCACAUAGCGGAGAAGAUGGUGCCGGGCGUGAACGUCAAGGUAUCAGCUCAGGAAGGUCUGAAGCUCGUAGAGAUCACCGGAGUUGGCCGUAAGCCUGGCGAUUCGCCCGUGUCACCUCCGGGCGACUCGCCCGGUGCAUCGACCCUCCGGGCAGCGCUUCCGCCUGGCACGCUCAGCAAAGCGCCCGAGCAGCUCCGAGUCGACCUUCGCGGGGACUUGGGCCACUUCUCUGCCAUGCAGGGCGUCCGCGCAGAGGCGGAGGUCGGUGGCGACUGCAUCUGCAUCCAGGGCUGCGAAGGCCCCGACCAUGCCGUGCGACUGCGCAAGGAGCUGGAGGCCGUUUGCAGCUACUACGGUUUUCCAGCUCCUCGCUGGAGUUGA